Messenger RNA from Scheffersomyces amazonensis, 1717 nucleotides. Its product is annotated as metallodipeptidase. Gene Ontology annotation, biological process: proteolysis. The record is from RefSeq and is a predicted model, not a curated record. The transcript has a single exon. Gene Ontology annotation, molecular function: metallodipeptidase activity. Lineage: Eukaryota; Fungi; Ascomycota; Pichiomycetes; Serinales; Debaryomycetaceae. The coding region runs from base 146 to 1591 and encodes 481 amino acids.
UGGGUGCAUCGAUCCCCGACAGAGACAGAGACAGAGGGGGGGCCAGACAGUGAAUGAGUUCAAAGACCGUUUAUUGUUAAAUUGAAGAAUAUAAAAUAUCAGUAAUUAAGUACCAAUUGAUAUAGUCUAAUUACUCGAAGACAAAAUGUCAUACGAUAAAUUACCAUUAGAACCAUUAUUCGCUAAGAUCGAUGAAUUGAAACCACAAUUCAUUAGUCGUUUAGAGAAAGCCAUUGCUAUUCCAUCAGUAUCGGGAGAUGAAAGUCUUAGACCAAAAGUUUUUGAAAUGUCUGCCUUUUUAGUUCAAGAAUUAACUAAUUUAGGAUUUGAUGAUAUUCAAUUAAAAGAUUUAGGUAUUCAACCUCCACCAGUUAAUGAUCCAAAAUUACAAUUGCCACCUAUUGUAUUAGGUAAAUAUGGUAAUGAUCCAGCUAAAAAGACUGUUUUAGUUUAUGGACAUUAUGAUGUUCAACCUGCUUUAAAAGAAGAUGGUUGGGCUACUGAACCAUUUACUAUGUAUCAUGAUACUGCUAAAGAUAUUUUAUACGGUAGAGGAUCAACUGAUGAUAAAGGACCAGUUAUUGGAUGGUUAAAUGUUAUUCAAGCUCAUCGUGAAUUAGGUUGGGAAUUCCCAGUUAAUUUAGUUGUUUGUUUUGAAGGUAUGGAAGAAAGUGGAUCAUUAGGAUUAGAUGAAUUAGUUGCUAAGGAAGCUAAACAAUAUUUUAAAGAUGUUGAACAAGUUACUAUUUCUGAUAAUUAUUGGUUAGGUACUACUAAACCAGUUUUAACUUAUGGUUUAAGAGGAUGUAAUUAUUAUCAAGUUAUAGUUGAAGGUCCAGGAGCUGAUUUACAUAGUGGUAUUUUUGGUGGUAUUAUUGCUGAACCAAUGACUGAUUUAAUUAAAGUAUUAUCAACUUUAGUUGAUUCUUCUGGUCAAAUUUUAAUUCCUGGUAUUAAAGAUAUGGUGGCUCCAUUAACUGAUAAAGAAGAUAAAUUAUAUGAUGCAAUUGAUUUUUCAGUUGAAGAAUUAAAUGCUGCUGCAGGAUCUAAAACUUCUUUACAUGAUAAUAAGAAAGAUAUUUUAAAACAUAGAUGGAGAUAUCCAUCAUUAUCUUUACAUGGUAUUGAAGGAGCAUUUAGUGGAUCAGGUGCAAAAACUGUUAUUCCUGCUAAAGUUAUAGGUAAAUUUUCUAUUAGAACUGUUCCAAAUAUUGAAAGUAAAAAAUUAGAUGAAUUAGUAUUUAAAUUUGCUGAAGAACAAUUUGCUAAACUUGGAUCACCAAAUAAAUUUAAGAUUGAAUUAAUUCAUGAUGGUAAUUAUUGGGUUAGUGAUCCAUUUAAUGCUUCAUUCCAAGCUGCUUCUAAAGCUACUCAAGAUGUUUGGAACAUUGUUCCUGAUUUCACUAGAGAAGGUGGAUCAAUUCCAAUUACUUUAACUUUUGAAAAGGAAUUAGGAGUUGAUGUAUUAUUAUUACCAAUGGGUAGAGGUGAUGAUGGAGCUCAUUCAAUUAAUGAAAAAUUAGAUGUAUCUAAUUAUAUCAAUGGAUGUAAGACUUUAGGAGGUUAUUUACAUUAUUAUGCUAAGGCAUAAACUUUUUAAUACUCUGUAAUCUAUCAAUAUAUAUAUGUUUAGUUUAUUAUAAUUAAUUCAGUAUAAUAAAUUAAGUAUAAUACAGUAAUAGUAAAGAGUUGCUACCCCAGUAAUCAUUAAAAAAAA